CGAGAGGCCGGCGGGCGGGCGCUUGCUCCUCCCCCUCCCGGGCCGCCGCGCCCGCUGCCGCCUCCCUCCCUUCCGCUGCGAGGCGGCGGGAGCCGAGCCCGAGCGGACCGAGCCGUGGCCGCAGCCGGGCGGCGGGCGCAGAGGAGGCGGUGGCGGCGGCGGGGCGGGCCGCGGGCGGUCAGUCAGGCGGCGGCGGCGGCGAUGCCGGGACCCCGCUGAGCCCGCCCGCUCCUGGCGCCGGGAGCCCGCCGCGCGAGGCUUCCCGAGGCGGGCGGCAGCAUGCGGAGCGGCGAGGAGCUGGACGGCUUCGAGGGCGAGGCCUCGAGCACCUCCAUGAUCUCGGGCGCCAGCAGCCCGUACCAGCCCACCACGGAGCCGGUGAGCCAGCGCCGCGGGCUGGCCGGCCUGCGCUGCGACCCCGACUACCUGCGCAGCGCGCUCGGCCGCCUCAAGGUCGCUCAAGUGAUUCUGGCCCUGAUUGCGUUCAUCUGCAUAGAGACCAUCAUGGAGUGCUCCCCAUGUGAAGGCCUCUACUUUUUUGAGUUUGUGAGCUGUAGUGCAUUUGUGGUGACUGGAGUUUUGCUGAUUAUGUUCAGUCUCAACCUUCAUAUGAGGAUCCCCCAGAUCAACUGGAACCUGACAGAUUUGGUCAACACUGGACUCAGCACUUUCUUUUUCUUUAUUGCAUCGAUUGUACUGGCUGCUUUAAACCACAAAACCGGUGCAGAAAUCGCUGCUGUGAUAUUUGGCUUCUUGGCAACUGCAGUGUACGCGGUGAACACAUUCUUGGCAGUACAGAAAUGGAGGGUCAGCAUCCGCCAACAGAGUACCAACGACUACAUCCGAGCCCGCACCGAGUCCAGAGACGUGGAUGGUCGUCCCGAGAUCCAGCGCCUGGACACGUGAGGACCUGCCAGGGUCCUUUCCCUUCCUGUCCUCGUGCCCAUCCUCUCAAUCAAGUUUUCUUUCCCGCGUCGUGUCAGAUUUUCACGUGAUUAAGUUGAAUUUUGUCUUCUUUGGUAAAAGUUCAUUUGGGGAAAGGGUUUUCAGAGCAGCCCUGUCAGUGGGAAUGUGGGUGGAGGCAACCCCCAUACCCAGCAGUUCAGACAGCGGUGUGCUGGAGAGGCCCACGGAUUCUCCAGGCUUUGGCGGCCGUGAAGCAGCGGCCUCACUGGCUGACCAUGUCCACUUUAGAUCUUAACUGUUCCCAAGUACAGGCUUCACAUCUGACUCUGAACCACCCUGUUAUGUCAAGACUUUGGAUUGAGUGGGGCUGCUAAGAGGGAAACAAUCAAGGAAGGAAGGUACAGGGUUGGGACGGUCAACCCACGGUGAUCUUGGGCAGCCUCCGGGGAUCCCACACUGCUGGGGCGCCCGUUGGGUCAGUGUUGAGUGUGGCUGCCAGGAUCCUCACCUACUGCUCAUCUUCCAUGUCUGGGGCAUCGAGACAGCCAGCAAGCCCAAAAGGCCACGUUUGAUACUGAGGGUCUUGGCAGAUGUACUGGUUGACCUCUUUGCUGGGUCUGGACCUUAGAGGGGUGGGAAAAGCUGGUGUCCUCUUGGAGCAGCUCCAUGGGCCUGCUGAUGCUUAGAAGUCACUUGAUUCUUCCUCAAAUGAAUCCCUUCCCAGAUUCUUCUCCAGGAAUAUGGGAACUGUCUUGUUUUCCAGUUCCCUACCUACCCUAAAUACUUGGAGGCCGAAUUGCAGAUUUUCUGUAAUUUUACCUUCUCAGGUAAAAGCCAUGAAGGAAAUACAGUCCAUUCUACCAGCCAAAGCACUAGCCCAUUUGCUGGCUUCAUGGACCACAGGUAGGGGGUAUGUGUUUGUAUAUGUGUUAAAAUAGGGAUAUACACCUGUAGACACACACACCCCUCCAUUUUAUGGAUGUGUGCUAAUUUUCAGAUGCUUGAGGAGAGCUGUAAAGUGUUUCUGAAUACAGUUGUCUAGGAUUUGAAAAUGCUUGAAUUUGCACCAUGACACAUCCUUUCACUGAUGCUUCAGAAGGCACUGAUUGUAGGUUUUGGUGCCUCGGGGUCAUAAGUAUGAACAUCAGUCUUGGAAAUUGUUGGGGAAAAUUCUAGUUACUUAAGGUUUUUUAUUAGAUUCUUGAUAAAGUAAAGAUUAUUGUUUGUGCUGAAUGAAUUAAACAAGCCCCUGUUGAUGCUUUAGUUUUUUGUUUUGUUUUUUUUUUCCCUUUUCUUUUUCUCCUAUUGGAUUUUAAGUGUAUCUUUUAUGGAAAAAUAGUUUUAAUUUGCCAGGUUUUUACUCUUUGAACUGUUUUUAAUGUUUACAAACCUCCUGCUAGCUCUAAUAUUUUGUAUUUAGCCCUUGCCGAGGAAAAAACACUGUUGGCUGGAAAAUUUUGCAGUAAUAUGGAGAAUCCCCAGGGUCUUGUACUAAGGACCGUUUACAGCUUUAGCAGUGUACUGUGUGAUAACUGAGAGAGAGAGGGAGAGAAAGAGAGAGAAUAUGUGAUCGGGGUGGGAGGAGGAGAGCUUGUGUGAGAAAGUGUCCAUCUCUGUACAUGCACCAUUGUAUUCAUCAUAAAACAGCAGUGUCUUGAUUCCAUGUUGCUAGAGGAUUGAUCGGGUCAUGUUGCUAAGCUGAGGAUUCUGCAGGAAAUGGUACUGUGCUGUCUCUGAAGGGUCGGGUUAGGGGUUAUUUCCUUGAACUGAACGUCCAGUACAGUCUGAGUUCUGCUGCAGUCCUUUCCGGGGCCAGGGGCUGUUGGUACGGACCCAGCUAGUCUGGUGGCAACUCAGCUCCCCACAGAGGGCACCUUGGCCUGGUUGCAGCCGGGCGUGCUGCCCCGCAGGUCUGAUAGCACCCUCUUCCCACUUACAUUGGGAGUCUACAACUCAUGCUUCACAAACUUUGAACCUAUUAUACUUAGAGAUUUGGGGGACGAUUAUGACAUCUGGAUUUUUUCUGUUCAUGUUGUGUAUUUAUUUUGCAUUUGUUGAGUGUGUUGCAUAGUCAAAAUUGGGCUUAUCGCCCUCUGUGAGAGUUCUGUAUAUAAACAGGGCUGCCAAGACUCAGCCAUUCAUUAAAUGGGACCCACUUGGAAGGACCACCCUGAACUUUAUCAGAAAUCUUCCUCUGGGAGUCGUGUUACUUGACCUCAGUAACAGCCUGCCUUUGAAGUGAGAUUGAAAAAAAGACCAUUCAGGCGGGAUUGUUGCCCAAGUUUUCCCAAGUCGUUUCAAUAAAAUUGGUUUAUCACCUGGUAAAAAGACAAUUGAUUGGCCUCCAGAGGAUGUGUUGUCGCUGCAAGAAACAGUUCUGAAGCCCAUCACAAUUGUCAGUACUGACAGAUGAUAAACAGUAGGUCUUGUGCCACCAAGGGACAUGGGAGUUAGUUUGUAUCCUAGCAUUAGAAUCUUUGGAAUUAUUUAUGUCCCUGUAAUUAUUUAAUAUCCUUUGUGUCAUGGGGCUCCCCAUGGUUUUUGUAGAUGUAUUUCCUUAUAUUUAAUUAGCUCCCACUAGAACCACAGGAGGCUGUGUACACUUUCUAACUGGUGCCGCACACAGGCACACAUUCCAUCGCAACCAGCCAGUGUGCUGAGGAGGCUUCUGGAGGGAAUGUCACAUGACUGUCCAUGGUGAAUGGAGAGAAUCCUCUGCUUUCCUUAGUUGCUACCCUACAUGUACAAACAGAAGACAAUCUAGAUUUGGGGGACUUAAAAUGACCUCUUUGCAAAUUGGAGAAAGCAUAUUUUCACAUUUAAUGUUUCCAAAAGUUUGGGGCAUUUUAAGGUUGAGGUAACCUUAGUUUUUCUAACUUUUCUGAUGGGACAAUACUGGCUUUCACAGUUCAAGCCAAACUUGAAGAGAACUGCAGUUGCUACAUGAAUUUGAAUUUGUUCCUGGAGACUGUACAGCUGAAACCCUCAAGAAUUUGGUGGAACCUCUGGUGGUUUUAGAUGGAUGCAAACACUGACGUCUUCAGAGAAAGUUUUUCUUGGCACUGAUUUGGUCUAUUUGGUGAUUCUCCUUUACCCUCCCUUCACGCUGCUGACAACACAGAGGGAAAUACUUUUUCCCUUUUAUUCAGAGAGAUUACAAUCAUUAAAGCCUAAAGACACUUCUUGGUCCCAUAUAAACCUAGGAAAGGGCAAGGGCUGUUACAGAUUAAAAUCAUGUAAGAGAGAUUUGAUUUAAAGUAAAGAAAAAUAGAUUUUUUCCCAGUGUAGCAACAGCCAUCCAAAGUAGAUUCCCUUUGCCUACAAAACAGCAUGCUCAGUCCCAAUCCCCAUGUCUUCCUUGGCUGCUUGAGCUAAAGUGUGCAGGCUGGGCAAGGCUCAGCCCAGGCUGCAGGGAAGCCUGUGAGGACCCCGGCCCAGUCUGAGGAGCUUGGCCCUGGGAGGCUGACGUCACCUGCCCUUGGGGCACUGUUCUCCCCAUCCCACCAGGAAGGUGCCCAAAUGCCGACCUAGGUACCUACUAGGCAUGGGGUGCCUUGACCUCAACCCUGUUUGGGAUGCUUCUGGCAAGAGUCUUGUGAUUCAGUUGAAAACAUUCCUACUCUUUAAAGUUUGCAGUUUUACCUGCCUUUCUUCUAGGCUUUCUCCGUGAUUCAGUCUCAGGUGAAACCACAGGCCGUCUCUGAUGUCCACACUCAUAUGUGAGUUCUUGCCUGCAGAGCCUAGGGUGUCAGGUGUCAUGUCCCAGGUGUGGCCCAGGCUCAUCUCUUCUCGUAGACUUGCAUGUGCUGCUUGGGAAAAAAUCCUUCAGCUUUCCCUGUGUUCUAAGAAGCAGGCCACGGUCUAAUCCCUGUCAGUGUGAGCUUUUCUAUGCAAGUGGCAGGAACUGUCCUAACAGCAGAAUAGAGCACAGAGACAGCAUGUGGCCAAUUUAGUGAUUCUGGAAGGAAUAGAUGGUCUAAGUGUUCACAGCAAAGCAACCAGGAAACCAGUGUGGCUACUGCUAGAUUGUCCUCUUCUCUAUAUCUUAUCACCAGGAAAUGACAGGUAGCAAAAGGAGAAGACCCCUUCUGGGCCAAGGACUGCUGUCAAUUCUCUUGAGCAGAUCGAAAAGUUGCUCUGGUUCCAGGGACUCCAUUAGCUUUUUGAGGCCUCCAGAUUUUCUUUUAGCUCCUAGUGAAGUUGCUGUAUCCAGGGUUUCUCUUCCCCAGAGCCUUUGUAUUUUAUCAGCACCCACUUCCAAGACCAGUCAGGUGACAGGCCUGUGGGACAACCUGCUGCAUCGGGGCAGGGGCAGGUGAGGGAGGUGAGAGAUGAAGGAGGCCCCGGCACACCAGGCUCUCCUUGCUGCCAGUCUGUUUAUAACACUAGACAUAUUUACAAAUCCAGGCCAUCUCGAAAUAAUGUGCUUGGUUAACUGUCUUCGUAGCUGUCCUUUGAGAAGUGAGGUCUUGUGUUCUGAAAUCAGCUCAAGUGAUGGGGGCCAGUAUUCCUUGGUGCUAUGGGUGGGCUCUUGGUGUCUAGUUGGGAACUCAUGGGUCUGCACAGGCAACUCAGAAUGUGUUUUGGGUGCCACCUUUGACACUUAGGACACAGACCCAGCACCGCCUCCCUUUAGCUUCAUAGACUUCCCUGCCUCUUUAUAAAAUCUAUUUAUUCUCAGCAGAUGUCAUUAAAAUCAUCUGAGCUGUCUGGUAGAGAAGGUAAUUUGAAAUAUUUGACCUUUUACAUUUCUUUUAUUUAGAAACUGUCUCUGCAAGAAAUUAUCUGUUAGAUCUAGUAGAUUUUUCUUCUGAAAGUGAAUAUUCUGUUAGACUUUCUUCAUUCCAAUAAAAUGUGCUUCAUUUGUACACUCCUUAGGCUUGAGGCAGAGAAGUGGGUCUUGAUAUAUUUAUCCGUUCUUUUGUCUGGAAUGUAAUCUUUUUUCAUUUGGAUACAGUUUCUCAACCUUUGAGAUUCUUUUUCCUCUGUAGUUUUCUUAUUCUAUAAACCUAACAAUGAAGAAAAAAAAUGGCAACUUGCCUAGAAUUAAGUUUAGAUUAUGGGCCCUUGAAUAGCAUAUCUAUUUCAUAGGGUUAGUCUGUCUACAUGUUUUUGCUAAGACUUUAUUUGGGUGACUUGCCACCCAGGCACACUGAGAUGGUCUCUUUUCUUUGGGGUGCGUAAUACACAAAGGCCAGAGAGCCUUAGGUUGAGGGGUCAGUGCCGCUUGGGCUCUGGUGAGCUGUCUGAACUUUUGUGGUUCUUAUUUACAAGUAAGAACUUGUCUCAAGCUACCUUCAUCAGCUUUCUGGAUGGGAUUUAGGGCAACGCCCAAAGUUUCUUCUCAGAGGAGAGAAGAUGUCUUACAAGGUUCUGGUAAUGGUUUCUAUGGGAUUCAGUAAUAGUCUGAAAAUAUUACAUCUGAGUCAUCUUUGGUGACACUGCUCUCCCUAGUAGGAACUGCUGCCUUUUAAUAGGAAAGCAACCCAAAGGAAUGGUCAGGAAAAUGAGAAUAUAGGGGGUGACCUGAUGCCUGCCCUAGGUGGGGCCAAGCCUAACAGGGGCUUCCCUCUGAGGUGGUUUUGCCUUCCUGCCUUUCCAGAAUGAUUUUGGAAGUUUCUGAGCUCUGUCCCCCUCUCUGCAGAAGCGAGGAAGGCAAGCCAUCAGGGCUCGAAGGGAGGCCUGGCGGGUCCCAGGCCACGGGGGCAACAGGUUCCUGGGGGGAGAGAGGGCAGGGGCCACCCCACACGGCUCAGGCCCACCACCUCUUCCUGUUUUAAAAAUGAGUUUUCAAAUCCUGCCCCACAGUAAAAUUGAUAUAUUUGGAUAAAAUCAGUGUUUUUCAUAACUUGAUUUUGUUCAGUGUGGUUCCCUUUAAGAGAAUGCUAGAGAUUGAAACUAUUUGUAUUUGUAUAUGUUGAAAUUUGUAGGGGCUCAGGAACCCAUGGCAAAACAGUAAACUAUUUAUUAUAGGUAUGACUGUAUUUUUUUUUCCCAGAGUAGAUAGUUCUAUCUUUGUAUAUUUUAAGACAAAUAAUAAUCACUUCACCUUUGGUGCCUUCCGUGUGUCACACAAGCACUCUUGUCAAUCAUGGAAUUGAAAAAAAGAUGUACAUUUAGUUAAGCCAGAUAACACUAUUUUUGUAGCAUGAUUUUAGAUUGUGUCCUUUUGAUAUUGCUUUUGGCAAUGCUAGUUUUGAGGUUUGGCCAUUUCCUCUUUCACUUCAUAUGUAUUUUUAAAAAAAACAAAACAAAACUGGCUUUCCCUGUCUCUUCUAUGCUACUUGCUGCCUAACAUCUUCUUUCUGCUUAUUUAAAUAGUCUGAGAGUGAGUGUAUAUUUCUGUGAAAUAAUGAUUACUCAGUAUAAUUGCAUUUGGCAUUCUGAACCCUUUGCUGUGUUUGAGAGGCAUGGCACACCUCACACAGCAAGAGGAAAGUUGCUCCAUUCUUAAAAAGAGAAGAUCAUCAGUGCUCUGUCUUCCCUUCUUUGGUUGAAACUGGUGGCAGGCCCAUGCCUGGCUCCUGCCCCGCUGUGGGGGGCUGGCAAGCAGCGGGGUCUGCUCUGGCCUGCCGUUGCCCCGGGCCGCUCAGGCCUGCCUCCCCCUGCCGAGCCAGCCAGGCCGUCAGGCAAUCCUUCCACCCAGAUUCCACACGGGUUCGUGGGUGCUCUGGGUCAGUUCAGUGGCCCUUUCCAGGUUUUUGGCCUAAACAAAUCGGAUUGUUUGCCAUGAGAAGCUUGAUGGUAUCAAGACACAGGUAAUGCUCUCUGGCUGCUCUUCCUGCUCUCCCAUCUGCAGGACUGGCAGGUCAGGAAAAGUCAAGUGAACUAGCUGAGCCAUUGCAAAAUGAAGGUAUCGAGUUACUGAAACAAAAUGGUAGUAUUUUUCAUCCUCUUGAAGGGUCAGAAUAUGUAGUUAUUUUAUAAACUAACAAAGGAAAUCAAGUCAGGUGGCAAAGUCAUAGUCUUUCCAGUGAUUACGCAUGGAUACUUCCUGAGUGGCACUUUGGGGGCAGUGUUAAGUCAGCUUCUUUUUAUCGGUUUAGACACAGCCGCAGGGCAUUCUGAGAUACCAAAUGGGUGCUGUGCUUGCUGAGAGCCCCCACCCCGUCUCCUCAAACUGAUGGAUCCCCUGCAAGGGGCCACCGAGCUCCGACUGCUUCUCGGGUCUGACUCUGCCCACCUGGAGUGGUUUUGGGGGCCCCAAGUGCUUGACUCCUUUUUAUUUAUCCCUGACAGCAAAGUCUCACAUUGCCCUUCACUUUCUUUUGAAGGACCAAUUUUUCAUGGUACUUGUCCUGAUUGUUUUCAUAGUGUGCAAAUCUGUAUUUUUGUAUGUAGAGGGAAAUAAUUUUCUCAACACUGAUCGCUAAUAUUGUAUUAAAUUGUCAUGAAGGAGUUCUUGUUUAAUAAAUGGACAUGUAAAAAUGUUA
Molecule: messenger RNA, 8339 nt
Organism: Choloepus didactylus (southern two-toed sloth)
Lineage: Eukaryota; Metazoa; Chordata; Mammalia; Pilosa; Megalonychidae
Gene: CMTM4
Product: CKLF like MARVEL transmembrane domain containing 4
Exons: 4
Coding region: 280-906 (208 amino acids)
Cellular component (GO): membrane
Source: RefSeq, a predicted model, not a curated record